AUGAAUAAUUCUAAUAUCUUACCCUCUUGGCCUUACAAACGCAGUUUAUCACCAACAAUGAAACCCCAACACAUUUGUGGGGAGAGUUCUCUGUGUGAAGAAUCAAAGAUAGGUGUUCGAGAAAGGCUCGGGCAGGCUUAUAAGGCUGCCAUGCUGGUUAUGGCGAGGCAUGGAGCUCAGAAUGGUUUUGGUAGGGGUCUCUUGAUUUCAAAGGCAAUCGAGAGACGAAGGUGGAGCUCCUCUGCAGAAGACCCAAUUAAGACUCUCAUGUUCUUGGGGUCAUGGAACCACACUUAA
Molecule: messenger RNA, 297 nt
Organism: Prunus armeniaca (apricot)
Lineage: Eukaryota; Viridiplantae; Streptophyta; Magnoliopsida; Rosales; Rosaceae
Source: the annotation of a GenBank genome assembly